AUGGGUACUGGAAGUACACCUUGUGCAUCAUGCAAGUUGUUGAGACGCCGUUGUGCCAAGGAUUGCAUAUUUGCACCUUACUUCCCUCCUGACGACCCUCAAAGGUUUGCCCUUGUUCAUAAGGUCUUCGGCGCGAGCAAUGUCAGCAAAAUGUUGCAGGAGCUUCCAGUACAUCAAAGAGCAGAUGCAGUUAGCAGUUUAGUGUACGAAGCGAAUGCGAGGAUAAGAGACCCAGUUUAUGGGUGUGUAGGUGCAAUUUCAUAUCUGCAAAAUGAAGUUUCACAGCUGCAGAUGCAGUUAGCAGUUGCGGAAGCAGAAAUAAUGAGCAUCCAAAUGCAGCAAGAUCCAACAACAGCAUUACUUCAAAACCAGAUAGAAUUUGAAGAUGAGAAAUCGCUUCUUUUAGCAACUAGUAACAACUUUAGUAAUCUUCAACACUAUCUUAAUGACUUUGCUGCUUCUGCUGGCAAUGUAAUUCAAGACCCUCUUAAAAGAGAGUCUUUGUGGACAUAA
Messenger RNA from Beta vulgaris subsp. vulgaris (sugar beet), 513 nucleotides. Its product is annotated as LOB domain-containing protein 12. NCBI's taxonomy places the organism in Eukaryota, Viridiplantae, Streptophyta, Magnoliopsida, Caryophyllales, Amaranthaceae. The transcript is spliced from 2 exons. The coding region runs from base 1 to 513 and encodes 170 amino acids. The record is from RefSeq and is a predicted model, not a curated record.